CCCUUCGUGUGACUUGACGGUGAGAGCGGAGGAAGGGAGGCCACAACCAGCGAGCUCCGAGCGGGCUGCGGAGGAUGUCGACCCCGCUGCGGGGACAAGCCCCGGGCGAGACGCUAGUGUCCGGCCGGCCGCCGCUCACCCCGUCGCCUCGCACCCGCGGCCCCCGGCGCCCAUGAAGCCGCGGCCGAUGACUUCCCGAGCAGCUGGAGUGAGGCGGAAAGUGGCCGGAGACAGAGAGGAUGUACUGGCGCGUCGGGUUCGCCUGGACGCGGUCGUGUGUGGUUGAUCUCGGCCAGAACCGGAGCUUCUCCUGCGGCCCGCUGAGCUCCGGCGAGGAGCUGUCGUUUUAUGGGUGCAUCAUCGCCUACCCCCUGCAGGACCACAGCGGGAUCAUGUCCGCUCUGGGCUCGGACUCGUGGUGGAGGAAGACGCUGUAUCUGACCGGAGGGGCUCUGCUCGCUGCCGCUGCCUAUCUGCUGCACGAACUGCUGUCCAUCAGAAAGGAGGAAGAGCUGGACUCUAAAGAUGCCAUCAUACUCCACCAGUUUUCCAGGCCCAAAAGUGGCGUCCCGUCCCUGUCCCCUUUCUGCCUUAAAAUGGAGACCUACCUCCGCAUGGUUGACCUGCCCUACCAGAACUACUUUGACGGGAAGCUUUCGCCGCAGGGUAAGAUGCCGUGGAUCGAGUACAACCAGGAGCAUGUGUUUGGCUCAGAGUUCAUCAUGGACUUCCUGGAGGAGAGGCUGGGCGUGAGCCUCAACAAGAGCCUGACACCGCAGGAGAAGGCCAUGUCCCGCGCCAUCACCAAAAUGGUGGAGGAACAUUUCUACUGGACCAUAGCCUACUGUCAGUGGGUGGACAACCUGGAGGAGACCCAGAAGAUGCUGUCGGUGAGCGGACCGCUGAGUGACCUGCUCAAGUGGAUCCUGAGUCACCUGACCGGUGGGAUCGUCAAGAGGGAGAUGUACGGUCACGGGAUCGGGCGCUUUUCUAAGGACGAGGUUUACGCCCUGAUGGAGAAGGACAUGCGCACCCUCGCCACUAUACUAGGUGAUAAGAAGUACUUUAUGGGCUCGAAGCUUUCCGCAGUCGACGCUGCAGUGUUCAGUCACCUGGCUCCUGCUAUGUGGACGCUACCAGGAACACGUCCGGAGCAGCUUAUCAAAGGUGAGCUGAUCAACCUGGCCAUGUACUGUGAGCGUAUCCGCCGGCGCUUCUGGCCCGAGUGGUUCGUGGACCUGGAGGACUUCUACUACAGCGACACCACAGAGGGCAGCGACUCGCACUCCAGACUCCCUGACCUGGGUCUCUACUCCUGCACGGACACUUUCCAGGAAGAAACAAAAACACACACUUCACCCGCCCCCACUCCACAGGACGCCCCGUCGCCGUCCCCGGACAGCGACCCCACAGGCCACUCGCUUUAUGACUCUGACAUGGACACGGAGUGCUCUGAAAUGGACCAGCUCAAGUGUUGACAACACUUACACGGCUACAUACGCACACACCACAGGAGGGCGCUGCUUCCCACCUGCACACAUGCCCCCUACCUCUUAGAACAGUGAAUAACUGGGGAGUAUUUCUGGUGUGGAGAAAUCGAGGAUGUACAGGUUUAACUGUAGUGGAGGAAUGAUCGCUAUAGAGGGAAAGGGAGUGAAGGAUAGUUUAAAAAGUUCAGAGAUGGACAGAAGAAAAAAGGAGGCAGCUGUUAAAGGAAAAGAGAAGACAUAGAGAAAAAGAUUGAGAAGUAAUAAACCAGGAGUGAAUGAAGCUGCAGCUGAGAAACUCCUCCACGUGGUCGACAUCAUCUGCAGUCACAACCUUCUACCUGUCAUCCCGUUGCUGUAACCUCGGCAACCACGUGUGUGUGGCCCCCUCCUCCCCCGUAGCAACUUGCACCGCCCGGCCUUGUGUGAGUUUUCGACUAAACCGAACCCUCAAACGCCUUGUACUGAUAUGUCGUCCACAUGUAGGGAACUGUACAGGAUUCAUGUGAACGAAGACGAGUCAGUGUAAAUAUAUAAAAGGAUCUGAUUGGAUUCUCAGAUUUAAUAGAUAGAAUAUUUAAUUCUAUAUGAGUAUAAAUAGUAUAGAUAGCUUGCAAAUAUAAAAUCAUCCCCUCUGUGAUAUGGUGUAAAUAAUGUCUGUGUUUCCUCUGUGAAAUCCAUUUUGUGUUGGACACAAAUUGUCUUGUGAUAGUCUCCAUGAUUACCCACUCCGCUGGUCUAGGAUCAGAACAUGACCUCCUGUGUGUGUGUCCGUCUACACAACUGGGAUAUUACAGUCAUUUCUGUUGCCCAUAUUUAAAGAGUGUAGUUAUAGAUAGUGGAUAUUAGAUUGUAAAGCACUUUGAAAUUUUAUUUUGUCUUAUUAAGAUGCUUAUUUUGCCAAAAAAACCAACAACAACCACAUCCUUAGAAUAAUAUGGCAACAUAGAAGCUUUGUCUCAAUUCAGCAGCAGCUGCAUUCAGAGGAUGUGGUCUGAACAGCACAGGAAACACACCUCCUCCGUGGGCCUUGUAGACCGCGAAGCGUCACCAGCUCGUCCUGAGACACGAGGAGAAAGUUUUAAUGCCCCUUGCUUUUUCUCAACAUGUGCGCCGUUUGCUUUUCGGUUUCAUUGAAGUGUGAUACUCAAGCAUUGCACCUCUCCAUGUUGCCAUUACCACAUGGUUUGUCUCUGAAUCGCAAUGCAUGCUGGGAUAGGUUGAGCCGGGAAGGGUCCACUUGUUGGAGCCUUUGUUUCUUGUCGGCCGCAUUUGUAGGAGCCUUCGAGAUGGGACAGCCAGGUCGCGCCGCUUGACCCCUGAAUCGAGACACAGCUUCACUGUCAUGCCCCUGUGUUGUUUGUCUUUCAGGACAUUAGUCACACAGACAUUUACAUGCAUUAAGAGCGAGUCAAACAAUCACGUAGAAACAGAUUUAAUAGAUAUAUAAUCUGAAUGAAAGUGCAUGGCUGGCGCGUCCCUUUACACUUCAUGUGGAUAGUUUUAUCUGCAUUUCUAAGCUGGCCUGUUUGAGUUUGACGUCGUGACGCAGUUUGGGUUUUUCGAGGCCUCUGGGCAAAUCAAAGAUGUAGCCGAUGGAUCAUGAAAAAUACUUUUUAUUUAAACUCCACUAGCAGUUUGGUUUCUGUGUCAACUGCUUCACAUUUCAAAAUGAUGGAUUGCUCAGAAAACGUUAUGUAAAGCAAUAAGAGAGCGAAUUUGAUGCUAGACUGCGUGGUAUGCGGGCUGUGCGAUUGCGAGGUGCGGGUUUGAUGUGUGUUUGUCAUUCAGCAAAUGCACGUGCCGACAUGUUGCGUGUUCAGGCUGCUUGUAUGGACGCAAGCAAGGGCUGCACAGUGGGUUCUGCUUCUGUUUUACUUCAAUCCGGCAGGCGAAUUCAUUAAUUUCAGCAAAUGGAAUAAAGUGAAAAAUUUACUGAAAAUUGCUGUGACAGGGAUAAUGCAGAGAUACUUGUGUUGUGUGCAUAUGUUGGCCAGAUUAAGUAAAGUGCAGAACAGUGAAGCCAAAAAUAUGUUGGAGAUCAUUUAGGAGAGUCUCUAUUAAGUUUUUUCCCAUCUACUAAAUGUCCCAUGCAGCUCAUGUGUUAGUCACAAUGUCUUAUAAAAAGUUAAUAUCGGCCAAUGUGUCAUUUGAGGAUCAAAUAUCGACAACCGAUCUCUAAAAUCAAUCAUUGGUCGGCCCCUACUCGUGUAGAUGAUGCACAAAAAUUAUACUUAUAUAACUUAAAAAUAUGCAGCAUUAAUAUGUAGCGCUAUAUUGUGAAAUAAAUAUCAAUACGUCAAAAAUGAAAUUCAGCACAUAGAGAAUAGGUAGACCUGUGAUAGGUCAAUAAUGGAAUAUUAUGAAUGAUGUUUCCGUAGAACCACGGUGUUGAUAGUGAUGAUUGUCAGAGGGAUUUUACUCAAGAGUUUAAUGAGGAUUUCAUGACAGAUUUGAUUUAAUUGUCCUCUGAGGCCACACCGAGGCCACACCUCUUCACUGGAGGAGUUACACCCUGGGUUCUCUGUCAAAAUCAUAACCUAUACGAAGCCUUUAGGGAAGAGAUAAUCGACACGUGGACGGCAAAGCCUUUAUGUGUGCGCGUGUGUGCUGCAGUUUAUUUUUCAGUACAAUAAUACAGCCUGAAACUUAAGGAGAUGAGUUUUCGUUUUGUGUCUUCAAACCCCUUUGCCUGCAUGUUCUUGCCUUCUCUCGUCAACAGUCAGAUUUAGCCUUAUAAUAACUAACUCCUUGAGCUGUUUACUUUAUGCCAGUGCCAGCAUAUAUUUUUUUAUACAGCGUUAUUUAUUUAAUGUGUGUCAUAUAAGUGAUAAUGAUGUUGGAUGUGUUUGAAUUUUUAAAGAAUAUUGUUAUUUUGCACACUUCUUCUUUGUUAUGUUUACAUGUGUUGUCUUAAAAAUGAUUUUAUUGAUCUGUGUGUUUUAGUGCAAUACUGUGGAUUUCCGCUGACUUCCUGUUGACACUGAAGAAAAUGCACAUUGUAACGUCGCCACUCAUUGCAUGUUUGUCCACGUUUUGACAUGUCAUUUGGUAAACGUAAAAAUAUUCCUAUCAUGACGUCAUAAUGUUCCAGCAGUUUUGUGAUAGAAUAGAUGAAACCGUAAAAGAGAACAUGAAAUACUGAGGUAAAACACCAAACAUUACUCCUUCCAGAUCAGCGUCCGUGGGAAACUUCAUCUGUCUCAGUGUUCCUCACCAGUUAAAGGUCAGAGGUCGUGUGUGUCACGUUCCCAUUGAGAUUUCUGCUUAUAGACUUUAGAAGCCAUAAUGUCAUCCUGGUGUCGUGUGUGUGUGCUGAAACACUUGUGGAUUCUCAUCAAACUGUAAAUAAGAAAACUGGGGAGGGGGGGUUAAAAUUGCGGAAAUUACCUAAAAGAAUAAAACUCUGUCACAUUUAAAAAUAAAAGAUUAUUAUGAAUGUAUCAUACCUAGAGAUAAAAAGCUGUAUGACAAUGGAUUACUCAUAAUAUUUCAUUAAAUAUAGCUGUGUUAUUUUCCUCUG
This is a messenger RNA of Hippoglossus stenolepis (Pacific halibut), 5010 nucleotides long. It is a transcript of the gene faxca, whose product is annotated as failed axon connections homolog, metaxin like GST domain containing a. The coding region runs from base 240 to 1478 and encodes 412 amino acids. Lineage: Eukaryota; Metazoa; Chordata; Actinopteri; Pleuronectiformes; Pleuronectidae. The transcript has 6 exons. The record is from RefSeq and is a predicted model, not a curated record. Gene Ontology annotation, cellular component: cytoplasm.